AUGUCUCAAAAUCAAGGCGAUAUCCAGGAGCGUAUUGCUGCCGCGCGUAGAGAAGCGGAAAGUUUGAAGGAAAAAAUCAGAGCAAAGCGAGAAUCAUCAGCUGAUACUAGCUUGCGUGCUAUGGCCGCAGAGGUCGAUGCGCUCCCUCGAAUUGUAAUGCGCCCUAGGCGCGCUCUCAGGGGCCAUCUUGCGAAGAUUUACGCUAUGCACUGGGCUGCAGACAGACGCCAUCUUGUUUCUGCCUCUCAAGAUGGAAAGCUCAUUGUCUGGGACGCUUAUACCACUAACAAAGUUCAUGCUAUUCCCCUGCGAUCCAGUUGGGUCAUGACUUGUGCUUACUCACCAUCGGGUAACUUUGUUGCCUGUGGUGGGCUAGACAACAUUUGCUCCAUUUACGCUUUGAACAACAAAGACGGGACAAGUGCCAAAGGCGCCCGUGAGCUGAGCGCCCACUCUGGAUAUCUCAGUUGCUGCCGCUUCAUCAACGAUCGCCAAAUUGUGACCAGUUCGGGUGACAUGACUUGUAUGCUUUGGGACAUUGAAGCUGGUGUACGAGUAGUCGAAUUCAGUGACCACACCGGAGAUGUCAUGAGCCUUUCCUUGGGACCUAAUCAAAACAUCUUUGUCUCUGGCGCCUGUGAUGCGACUGCCAAACUAUGGGAUAUUAGAACUGGUCGCGCCACACAGACAUUCACUGGUCACGAGUCAGAUAUCAACGCCGUCCAAUUCUUCCCCAACGGUGAUGCAUUUGCUACCGGUUCCGACGACGCCUCUUGCCGUUUGUUUGAUAUUCGUGCGGAUCGUGAAUUAAACGCCUUCACCCAUGAUAACAUUCUGUGCGGUAUCACGUCUGUAGCAUUUUCAAUCUCCGGUCGUAUCCUUUUUGGAGGCUACGAUGAUUGGACUUGCAAUGUCUGGGACACCUUGAAGGGAGAGCGUGUUGGUGUUUUGACAGGCCACGAGAACAGAGUUAGUUGCUUGGGCGUCAGCGUUGAUGGAAUGGCUCUUUGCACCGGUAGUUGGGAUAGCACCCUCAGAGUCUGGGCGUACUUGGAAGACACGUCGACACAUCGGGAGUGGUUUGAAUCUCGUGAUGUGCUACGGCUUCCGUUUUUGGUAAUACAUAUUGACGUCGUCGACGCGACAAGUCGAUUCACAAACGUUGCUCAUUUUUCAUUCACCUUCACAUAUAUUGCCAUCGUUGGCAAACAACUCCAAGCAUUCAAUAUGUCAGAAGAAGACCGCGCAGCCAAGGCAGCAAGAGCAAAGGCUUUGCUCAAGAAACGCCAACAAAAGAAGGCUGCGGACUCUGUUGCCGCCGUAGUGAGCUCAACCUCUGGCUCGCCCGUUGUUCCUUCCAGGACUUUCUCUCCAGCUCCGGAGGAAGAUAAACGAGAUUUAGGAGACGUCUUCUCUGCAGACACCUCAGACACUUCAUGGCUCACUUCAUUGCCGCGAGUUACAUCCUCUCCUCCGCCUGCUCACAUCCCACCAAAAUCACCACCGCCUGGUCGCCGUGUAUCCCUGGUUUCUCCCCAAGCCGUAGCUGUGCCAAACGACCACCCGGCUUCUUCGUCAGCAACAUUACUAUCUGCAGAUCCCGCUACUUUGCAAGUCCAGUUAGGCUUACUUUCUAAAGAGAAUGAAACGCUGGUUGCUACAAUAGCCCAGCUACGGCAGUUCGAGACUGCUGCUCAGGAGGCGCAGACCUUACUGGAAGCCGAACGGAAAGCACUUCAGGCACUUCAGUUUGACUAUUCCAAGUUACAAUCGGAUACAAAUAUUGCUCUUGCAAAUGAACGAGAAACUGUAUCGUUAUUGGUGACAGAGAAGGCUCAUUUAACCUCGGAGUUGCAGAAACGUGAAGAAUUUGAAUCUAUGACGGUCACUGAUAACAUUGCUCCAGAGGCUCAAGCAUUGGAAGAACAGCUAGAGACAGAGCAAACGAGGUCGAAGGAUCUAACAACUCAAGCCUCAGAGUUACAAACACAGGUUCAGGAUGUAUCUCAACGUUUGAAACAACUCGAAUUUAGAGAGAAAGAAAUCCUUGACCGUUGUAAAGAUCACGAACGCCAAUUACACAUUGCCACUACCGCGGGAGCAGAGUCACGCAAAGAGGCCGACGAAGCGCAACGCAAACUGCGCGAAUUGGAGGAUCAAAUCCAAAGCGACGACCGCGUUGAACGCCUGGAAUCAUCCUUAAAGAAUACUCAAGAUCGUGCCGAUGAGCUGGAGUUCCAAGUAUCCAAACUCAAACAGAGUUAUGCAUCCCUCAAGUCCGAAAAAGAAGCUCUUGACUCCCAAUUGAACAGUAGUAAAGCGAAGGAGUCAGAUUGGACUGUACAGCGAUCGAAGCUUGAAUCACAGGUUGACCAGGCUCGAAAAGAGCUAACUGCCAUCCAAUCUGAGCGCAAUGCCAUCAUUGCAGAAAAGUCGAAGCUUCAAGAGGUCACAGAAACUCAAUCCAAUACUAUCAAUGGCCUUGAAGAGAAGCUUACUCUGGCCACGUCUGCUCUGGCUAUUAGUGCCAAACAGGCUCAAAAUCUUCAGCAGGAUCUGAAGAAUGCUAUCCGACGAGCAGACGAUGCAGAGAAUACUCAGAGAAACCUGCAAGCUGAAGGGAGCAGACUUAUGGAAGCUGUUGAUGAAAUGCGCCCGAAGAUCGUGGAGCUUACGUCUACCAAGCUUGAACUUUCUGAGCGGGUGGAAAAUCUGGAACACACACUUCGAAACCGGGAUUCUGUCAUAUCGCAGUUGGAAAAUGACUUAGGGGAAGCACGCGAACAGAAUGAACAGAUUGAGGCAACAUGGAAAAAACGCAUGGAGGAACAAGAAAAGCGACACAAAGAAACUCAAAAUGGUGUCACGGAUAUUCAAAAGGCGUAUACCGAACUUCAGGAAGAACUCAAUAGCGCCUUAGCUAGUGUCAAAAAUUUGGAAACCCAACGCACAAAUCAGCAUCAAGAAGCAUCACGUCUUUUGGAGGAGGUCGAGCGUUUGACAAUUCUCCUACAAACGCAGGGAGAAGAAUUAGACGCCGUUAGGCAUGAACUGGAAGCACGGAAUGAGGCACAUGAGGAAGAACAAGAUUUUUUGGAGCGUGCCCAAAACGAGAUUGAAACCCUUCGAGCCGAAAUUAGUGCCCGAGAUAGCGAAAUUGAACAUCUUCGUGAAUCUACCAAAUCCCCUCAGUCUGAUGCACCUAGAUCUCUUGACGACGAAUUACUCAGCUCGAUCAGGCAGCAGCACGCAAUAGAGAUUUCCGCCGCCACCUCUCAAAUUAGAGCCUUGGAAAACACCAUCUUUGACAAGGAUAGUAUCAAUCACUCACUCCAGAAGCAAAUCAACAAAUUAGAAGAGGAGUUGGCUCACUUGAGGUCGAACUCGCGACUGGGACCGCCCUCAAGACCAGCCAGUCGGUCGCUGGAAAAUGAUGUCCGCCGGUCGUCUUUGCACUCCCACCGAGGGAACCAGCCACCUUUAGCUCGCACAAUAUUCGAUCAUGCCAUGACCCCCGAGACACGCCAUAAACGGAAGGUCAGCCUCAGUAUGCUGAAAGCUCGCAUAGAAAGUGAGGCGAAACCGAUCUCCCAGCCAGCAUCCCGGGCAUUGUCACCAGUUCAUUCUGAAGGCCAUUCUCGACCAUCAUCGGUAGCAUCAGUACCGCAUAUACAUCGACCGCAGUUUUUGGACGAGUCUCACGUAUUUUGGUGCCACUCAUGCCAAGGGGAUCUUGUAAUUCUGUAA
Psilocybe cubensis is the source of this 3747-nucleotide messenger RNA. RefSeq lists its product as uncharacterized. Gene Ontology annotation, cellular component: cytoplasm; heterotrimeric G-protein complex. The transcript is spliced from 13 exons. Lineage: Eukaryota; Fungi; Basidiomycota; Agaricomycetes; Agaricales; Agrocybaceae. Gene Ontology annotation, molecular function: protein binding; signaling receptor complex adaptor activity. The record is from RefSeq and is a predicted model, not a curated record. The coding region runs from base 1 to 3747 and encodes 1248 amino acids. Gene Ontology annotation, biological process: G protein-coupled receptor signaling pathway.